AUGGAGAACCGGCCGGGGUCCUUCCAGUACUUCCCGGUGCAGCUGCAAGGGGGGGCGCCCUGGGGCUUCACCCUGAAGGGGGGCUUAGAGCACUGCAAGCCGCUCACGGUGUCGAAGAUUGAAGAUGGAGGCAAGGCAGCCUUGUCCCAGAAGAUGCGGACUGGUGAUGAGCUGGUGAAUAUCAAUGGCACUCCAUUGUAUGGCUCCCGCCAAGAGGCCCUCAUCCUUAUCAAAGGCUCCUUCAGGAUCCUCAAGCUGAUUGUCAGGAGGAGAAACAUCCCCGUCAGUAGGCCGCACUCAUGGCAUGUGGCCAAGCUAUUGGAGGGGUGCCCUGAAGCGGCUACCACCAUGCAUUUCCCUUCUGAAGCCUUCAGCUUGUCUUGGCAUUCUGGUUGCAACACAAGUGACGUGUGUGUGCAGUGGUGCCCCCUCUCCCGGCACUGCAGCACUGAGAAAAGCAGCUCAAUCGGCAGCAUGGAGAGCCUAGAACAGCCAGGCCAAGCUACCUACGAGGGUCACCUCUUGCCUAUCGACCAGAACAUGUACCCCAGUCAGCGUGACUCGGCCUACAGUUCCUUCUCAGCUAGCUCAAAUGCCUCUGACUGUGCCCUUUCCCUUAGGCCAGAGGAACCACCCGCCACAGACUGUGUCAUGCCAGGCCCAGGGCCAACUAAAGCCACCGAUGGCCGAGCUAAUGCAUGUGAGACCUCAGAAAGUAGCCACAGUACUAGUGGGGACCGUGGGACCUCCACUUCCCAAGAGUCAUCCUGUCCAGAGAAGGGUCAACACUCAGGACCUGCCAAGAUGGUACAAGGUCCACCAGAGCCUCCUGUGAGGCGGGACAGCCUUCGGGCCUCUAGAGCUCAGCUCCUCAAUGGAGAGCAGCGCCGUGUGUCUGAACCUAUGGACUCCUUGCAACAGAAGGAGAAACAAGGCUUAGAGACACUGCUGCCUCCAAGGAGCCCUAACCAAUUCUGCUGCGUAAGUGGGCAAAACCAAGUGACAGGCGAGGGCCACCAGAACUGUGAGCUCAGCCAGCCUUCUGAAUCCAGCCAGGAGGACUCUGAGCAUCUACUGAUAGAGGGCUCCUCCAAAGCGCUUGAUUCCCCAAAAACCCAUGACAAGGGUUCUAGCAGAGAGUUCAGCCUGCUCAAGGAGGCUUCAGCAGAUUUGGCUAACCCUUUGUCCUUUGGUGCCAUCUCACACCUCCGAGGAAGCACAGAGCAUUGCCAUAGUGCUCCGGAACAGCUGCUGGCGUCCCAGUUGCAGCGCAUGCGCGUGGAUUCCAGAGGUGGCAAGGGGAUGGAGUUGCCAGCUGGGCAGGAUGGGCACCAGUGGACGGUGUCCCCUUUGCACAACAACCCUAAGGGAAAGAAAAGUCUAGGUCUCCCUACAGGAGACCCUCAGGACCAGCCUAUCAAAGAAAGGAAGGCCAGGCCCAUAGAUGAUAAGGCGAUGGGUCCCGUGUACCAGAGCCAAAGUGGUUCCCCACUUGGAGAGGUCAAUGGACCCCUGCCAGAACGAACUUACUUAGACCCAAACCGAGCAAGCAGAGCAGGCAGUGACUUGGCUAGCCAGCAGCCCUCUGCCACUUGCUCCCCUAUUCAACAAGCCAGAGACGUCUUUUCAACCUCUAAAGUGGCUGGUCAUGCAGAAGCAACUGAAGAAGGUGACAGUGAACCCAAGGAAGGUGGCCGAUUAGGUGGCAGAAAGAGUGGAGGUCCCCGGGGCCGCUCCAUCCAAAACCGGCGGAAGAGCGAGAGGUUUGCUACCAAUCUUCGUAAUGAAAUUCAGAGGAGGAAAGCCCAGCUCCAGAAAAGUAAGGGUCCAUUGUCACAGUUGUGUGACACUAAGGAGCCAGUUCAAGAGACCCAAGAGCCUCCAGAAAGCCCCCCACUCCCUGCUUCUAACUCGGCUCUCCUGUCUUCAUAUAAAGAAGUCCCUAGCCCGGGAGACAAGCUCUUCAAUAAAAGCAUGAUUCUCAGGGCUAGGUCUUCAGAAUGCCUCAGCCAAGGCUCAGAGAGCUCCAAAGCUAGAGUAGGCUUAGAGGGAAGGCUAAGCCCUGGCCAGAGGUCCGGCCAGUCUUCUUUGAGCCUGAACACCUGGUGGAAGGCAUCUGACUCACCCUCCUUAGACACUGACAAAGCAAAUGCUCCCCCUGGAGUCUGUGGAGGUCAAUGGAGAUGGUCGCCAGAAUAUAACCCACAGGCUCAUGUGCCACUAUCCACAGAAGGUCCUUCCAGCCCAGAUGACAGCAAGGAACUGAAGGCAUCUACUGCUCAAGCUGGGGAAGAAGCCAUUCUCUUGCCGUUUGCAGACAGAAGAAAGUUCUUUGAAGAGAGCAGUAAAUCCUUGUCUACAUCUCAUUUGCCAGGCUUAACCACUCAUAGCAACAAGCCUUUUACCCAGAGACCAAAGCCUAUCGACCAAAACUUCCAGUCAGUGAGCUAUAGGGAAUUGAGAUGCCAUCCCCUGGACCAAUCAUAUCAUUCCACAGACCAACCAUACUAUGCCACAGACCAAUCAUAUCAUUCCAUGUCACCACUUCAGUCAGAAACUCCCACUUACCCAGAAUGCUUUGCUACCAAAGGCCUAGAAAAUUCCCUGUGCUGUAAGCCACUGCACUGUGGGGAUUUCGAUUACCACAGGACCUGUUCCUAUUCCUGCAGUGCUCAGGGAACUGUAAUGCAUGAUCCUUGCAUUUAUUGUUCUGGAGAAAUCUGCCCUGCAUUGCUAAAGAGAAAUUUGUUGCCAAAUUGCCUCAACUGUAGAUGUCACCACCACCAAUGCAUUCGAUGUACAGCUUGCUAUCAUAAUCCUCAGCAUGGUGCCCUUGAGGACAGCAGCCUGGCAUCUGGCAGUGCUUGGAAAUCCAGGAAGUCAGCAAUACAGGAAUUUCCUGGGGACAAGUGGAAGCCAAUAACCAGCAACAGGAAAACUAGCCAUUCAGGGAGGGAAAUGGCUCAUUCUAAGGCCAGCUUUUCAUGGUCUACUCCCUUCCACCCUUGCCUUGAAAACCCAGCACUGGACUUGUCAAACUACCGAGCAAUCUCAUCUCUUGACCUCCUUGGAGACUUCAAACUCGCCUUGAACAAAGCAGAGGAAUCUUCAGUUUAUGAAGAUGGGAGUUCUGUUGCCUCCAUGCCCCGCCCACUGCGAAACCGAGCCUUCUCAGAGAGUCACAUCAGCUUGGAACCUCCAAACCCCCGGGCCUGGGGCAUGCCUCAGAGGGAGCCAUUUACUAAAGGCAGUGAGACUCAGCCAGAACUCCUUGGGGCCCGAAAGAAGGCUUUCCCUCCCCCUCGCCCUCCUCCUCCCAACUGGGAAAAAUAUAGGCUUUUCCGUGCAGCCCAGCAGCAGCAGAAACAGCAGCAGCAACAACAACAACAGCAGCAACAACAACAGCAGCAGCAACAGCAACAGCAGCAGCAGCAGAGGUGUGAUGAGGAAGUAGAUGAGAAGAAGGAGCAAGAGCAGGAGGAGGAGGGACGGAAAGAAGAUGACCUACCACCCCAGUAUUUUAGUUCCGAAACCACUGGUUCCCAUGCCCCUAAUCCAGAUGAGGGCCUGGAACAGCCACAACCCCUGAAGGUGGGCCACCUGGAGGCCUCAAGGCAGUCCUCACAGAGUCUCCCAGAGCAAGAGGUCUUUGCUCGUCAUCCCAGUGAUUUUGUGCCUCCUGUAAGGGGCCACACUGGAGCCCAGCCUGAGAAAGCUCAACCUCCUUGCUAUUAUGGCGCUCGUGGAUUGUGGAGGACAACUGAGCAGGAAGCCACUGUGACCCCAAAACAAGAGUUUCAGCACUUCUCACCUCCUCCAGGGGGCCCAGGAAUCUCUACCUCUUACUCAGCAUAUUAUAAUAUCUCUGUGGCCAAGGCAGAACUGCUGAAUAAAUUAAAAGAGCAGCCCGAGAUGGCAGAGGCAGGCCUGGGAGAGGAGGGAGUUGACUAUGAACUGGCUCAAAAAAAGAUUCAGCUCAUUGAAAGCAUUGGCCGGAAACUUUCUGUCCUGCGGGAGGCCCAACGAGGGCUCCAGGAUGAUAUCAAUGCCAAUUCUGCCCUUGGAGAAGAGGUAGAGGCCAACUUAAAAGCUGUCUGCAAAUCCAAUGAGUUUGAAAAGUAUCAUUUGUUUAUUGGGGACCUGGACAAAGUGGUCAACCUGUUGCUGUCACUCUCUGGACGACUGGCCCGGGUAGAGAAUGCUCUCAACAGCAUCGAUUCAGAGACCAGCCAGGAGAAGUUGGUGCUGAUAGAGAAGAAGCAGCAGCUGACAAGCCAGCUGGCAGAUGCCAAGGAGCUGAAGGAGCACGUGGACCGCCGGGAGAAGCUGGUGUUCGGCAUGGUCUCCCGAUACCUGCCUCAGGACCAGCUCCAAGAUUACCAGCACUUUGUGAAGAUGAAGUCUGCACUCAUCAUUGAACAGAGAGAGCUGGAGGAGAAGAUUAAACUUGGGGAAGAGCAACUUAAAUGCCUCAAAGAGAGCCUGAACUUGGGGCCCAACAAAUUCUAA
Molecule: messenger RNA, 4509 nt
Organism: Microtus oregoni (creeping vole)
Lineage: Eukaryota; Metazoa; Chordata; Mammalia; Rodentia; Cricetidae
Product: protein Shroom4-like
Biological process (GO): actin filament organization
Cellular component (GO): apical plasma membrane; apical junction complex; cortical actin cytoskeleton
Molecular function (GO): actin filament binding
Source: RefSeq, a predicted model, not a curated record